CAUGGAUGUAGUUACAUCUGAAAUAAUAACUGAGUGGGCACCCAGUCAUUUUGGAGAAGAACAAGCCAGCUCUCCAGGGUCCUCUGUGGACUCCAUGUGCUCUUCACCGGAGAUGUGCUGUCCAAGCGGAUCUCAGGACACGGACUUUUCGUUUGGUUACUGUGGACGAAGGACAAGUAACGCAACGCAGAGGCAGAUCAAGUCAAAGAUGUCCACCAAGAGGCGCAUGAAGGCCAGUGAGAGGGAGAAGUUGCGCAUGAGGAGCCUGGCAGAGGCCCUGCACCAGCUCCGGGAUUACCUGCCUCCGGACUACACCAAGAGAGGACAACCACUCACCAAAAUACAGACCCUCAAAUACACCAUCGAGUACAUCAACAAACUCUCGGACAUCCUUAGCCUUGCGUAAUAUUGAAUUUUACGCACGUUCUGACUCUUCGCCCUUUUCUAGAUGCUGUAAAUAUUGUUAAAUGGGCACUUGACGAUUGUUGUGUAUAUUUUGACAUCUUGUUCAUUAUAGAUUUAUACAAGAUCACGCAUCCCUAUAGGCCUAUGUCAACCGGCUGAGGAUACAAGGCUAAGCAAGUUACUCUAGAUUUUGUUAUUUUGUUCUUGGUUGUUUUUGCAUAGUUUGGGGCAUUUUGUAAGUUGUCUGUGACAUUUUAUAUUGAGACAAGAUAUGCAUGGCUUUUUAAUUUGAAUAAAUACGUUUGUUUUUUGGUAUUUUCUUAUUCUAAAGUCUUACUUUUGAUACUUAUUGCAUCUUGUCAAUUAUACCAUUA
Molecule: messenger RNA, 779 nt
Organism: Boleophthalmus pectinirostris (great blue-spotted mudskipper)
Lineage: Eukaryota; Metazoa; Chordata; Actinopteri; Gobiiformes; Gobiidae
Gene: msgn1
Product: mesogenin 1
Exons: 1
Coding region: 2-406 (134 amino acids)
Biological process (GO): mesoderm formation; regulation of transcription by RNA polymerase II
Cellular component (GO): nucleus
Molecular function (GO): RNA polymerase II cis-regulatory region sequence-specific DNA binding; DNA-binding transcription factor activity, RNA polymerase II-specific; protein dimerization activity
Source: RefSeq, a predicted model, not a curated record